Molecule: messenger RNA, 969 nt
Organism: Entelurus aequoreus (snake pipefish)
Lineage: Eukaryota; Metazoa; Chordata; Actinopteri; Syngnathiformes; Syngnathidae
Gene: mnx1
Product: motor neuron and pancreas homeobox 1
Exons: 3
Coding region: 1-957 (318 amino acids)
Biological process (GO): central nervous system development; spinal cord motor neuron cell fate specification; regulation of DNA-templated transcription
Cellular component (GO): nucleus
Molecular function (GO): sequence-specific double-stranded DNA binding; DNA-binding transcription factor activity, RNA polymerase II-specific
Source: RefSeq, a predicted model, not a curated record
AUGGAGAAGUCCAAAAACUUCCGCAUAGACGCGCUCUUGGCCAUAGAUGGUCCUAAAGCGCAGACGUCUCCCCUGGCUCUGGUCACCUCCUCCUCCUCCUCCUCCUCCUCCUCCGUCUCCAUCCCGGCCUCCGAGCUCAGCAGCCCCGGCGAGGCUUUACGCACCGAGACGCCGUCCCCGCCGAGGAUCUCCAGCCACGGCCUGAUCCCCAAGCCGGGAUUCCUGGGUAGCGCGCACGGCCUGGUUGGAUUACACCCGCCCAGCAGCGCCGGCAUCCCCGCGCAGGCGCUGUACGGCCACCCCAUGUACACCUACUCUGCGGCGGCCGCCCUCACCGCGCAGCACCCGGCCCUGUCCUACUCGUCCUACCCGCACCACCACCACCAUCACCACCACCACCAGCAGCACCACGCCGGGGACCCCAUCAAGCUGACGGCCAGCACCUUCCAGCUGGACCACUGGCUGCGGGUGUCCACGGCCGGCAUGAUGCUGCCCAAAAUGUCGGACUUUAACACCCAGGCCCAGUCCAACCUGCUGGGCAAAUGUCGAAGGCCGAGGACGGCCUUCACCAGCCAGCAGCUGCUGGAGUUGGAGCACCAGUUCAAACUCAACAAAUAUCUUUCCAGGCCCAAACGCUUUGAGGUGGCCACCUCCCUCAUGCUCACAGAAACACAGGUGAAAAUCUGGUUCCAGAACCGGCGCAUGAAGUGGAAGCGGAGCAAGAAGGCCAAGGAACAAGCCUUGCAGGAGGCCGACAAGCAGAAGGGCAGCAAGAACAAGAGCGAGCAGGACGGAGACUUUGAGAGCAGCAAAAACGGAAGAAUUAAAGACUUGAAGGACAGCGACGAGGAUGAGGAAGCCGAGCGCUUCUUGUACAAUUCAUCGGACUGUUCCUCGGACGACGAGCGGAAUCGAACGUGCGGCCCCGAGAGGCGCCACCAGGAGGACUUUGCAUGAAUGCUUUGUUAA